Aethalodelphis obliquidens (Pacific white-sided dolphin) is the source of this 1352-nucleotide messenger RNA. RefSeq names its product midkine (gene MDK). The coding region runs from base 529 to 1026 and encodes 165 amino acids. Lineage: Eukaryota; Metazoa; Chordata; Mammalia; Artiodactyla; Delphinidae. The record is from RefSeq and is a predicted model, not a curated record. The transcript has 6 exons. Gene Ontology annotation, molecular function: growth factor activity.
AUCCUGGCUCCCGUUUCGGGGUGGGGUCCGAGGGGCUGCCCAGGACCUGACCUCUGCCUGGCUGCCGCGCUGGUCGUGGCCGGGGGAGGAGCUGAUUUCCUCCUGCUUCCCGCUUCCCGCGGGGAAGAUAACAAUGGAAGUGAAAGAGGUGGAGCGGGGGCGAGGCCUGGUUUCUUGGGCCGGGUCGCCCUAUGGCCUGGGGCAAACCCCCUCCUCCUGGCCUCAACUGCUUUCGCUGUUUAGGGUAUCGGAUGAGGUGAUCCCCGAGCCUCCAGGCUCAGAAGGGGUGGGCGUUUGCAGCCGCUGCCGGGCCGCGUCUGGAACUUCUCAGACGGCUGCUGUCGGCUCUAAAUCUUAACCAAAUCCAGGCCUGCGGGCUCCUCCUUCCCCAGCUCCCCCGCCCCCCGCCAACCUGCGCGUGGAGAAAGGCGCAGUGGCCUCCGCGCCCUUCCGACCCGUGCGCUUUUCUGGGGUCCCCCGUCCGAGCCCCAUCCCGACACUGAGCAGAGCAUCUCACUGCAGACCUGGAUGCAGCGCCGAGGCUUCCUCCUCCUCGCCCUCCUCGCCCUGCUGGCGCUCACCUCCGCGGUGGCCAAAAAGAAAGACAAAGUGAAGAAGGGAGGCCCGGGGAGCGAGUGCGCGGAGUGGAUCUGGGGGCCCUGCACCCCCAGCAGCAAGGACUGCGGCGUGGGUUUCCGCGAGGGCACCUGCGGGGCCCAGACGCAACGCAUCCGGUGCCGGGUCCCCUGUAACUGGAAGAAGGAGUUUGGAGCCGACUGCAAAUACAAGUUUGAGAGCUGGGGGGCAUGUGAUGGGGUCACAGGCACCAAAGCCCGCCAAGGCACCCUGAAGAAGGCGCGGUACAAUGCCCAGUGCCAGGAGACCAUCCGUGUGACCAAGCCCUGCACCCCCAAGACCAAAGCCAAGGCCAAAGCUUCAUUCCUGACUCACAGCAGCCCUGGAGGCCAACAGGGCAGAGUGGAAUCUGCCCACUUCUCAGCCAAGAAAGGGAAGGAAAAGGACUAGCGGCCAGGCCUGGAUGCCAAGGAGCCCCUGGCUUUACUCGGAGGCCUGGCCCACGCCCUCCCUCUCCCGGCCCAGGAUAUAACCCACCAGUGCCUUUUGCCUACUCAUUAGCUUUAUCAAUCAUGCCCUGCUUCUUCCCUUCCACUUGCCCACACCCACCCCAAGUGCCCAAAGUGGGGAGGGACAAGGGAUUCUAGGCAGCUUGAGCCUUACCCAAAGGGAUUUGAUUCCCCUGUACCCACUUUUCUUCUUCCCCCAAUGAUGCCAUUACUAAGAAAGAAAUAAAUGUCUUUUUUUUUUUUUCCCCAAUAAAAGCUUUCUUUUAA